UUCUUUUUUUUUUUCUUCCUCUCUUUUCUUUCCACCAAACACACAUUGUCUUCUUCCUUCUUUUGGCAUAUAUUCUCUCAAUAUAUUCUUACUUUUCUUGCUGGGUUUCCUUUGUUCUAAUUAAUUUCCCAUACAUACAAACACACAUUUAUAUUUUAUAUAACUUUUUUCAUGAGUUCAUCAUCAUCAUCAAAAAUAGGAAUGAGUAGUCAAUUAGUUAAUCAUGAACAAGAUGAAAGGCCUCAUGUUUUGGUUGUGGAUGAUAGUUUGGUUGAUCGUAAAAUCAUGGAAACACUCUUCACCAACUCUGCAUGUAGAGUAACAACAGCAGAAAGCGGGCAAAAGGCAUUGGAGUUUUUAGGUCAAGGAGAAGACAGACACGCCAACAUCAACCACCAAGGCUCAAAGAUACAUUUAGUUGUUACAGAUUACUGUAUGCCAGGAAUGACAGGAUAUGAUCUCCUCAAAAAGGUUAAGGAAUCAUCUGGUAUGAAAGAGAUCCCGGUCAUUGUAGUCUCGUCUGAGAAUGUCCCUACUCGAAUUGAAAAGUGUUUGAAAGAGGGUGCUGAAGAGUUCAUUUUAAAACCUCUGAAACCGUCUGAUGUUAAGAAGCUAAGAUGCCACAUGCAGUUCACACAACCAAUAAGGGGAAGGAUUUGCAUAGGAAGAUAAACAAUCAAAGGCGGUUCAGAUAGCAAUCAAGGGAACAAAUUCAACUAGACUUCAAUAUCAAAAUCAUUUAGCUAAAGGAUUAUUCAAAUAUGAGAAAGUCAAAAAAUCUAUAUGUAGCUAAUGGCAAAAUUUCUCUUUGGAACAUUCUCAGGCAUGCUAGUGUAUCUAUGACUAAAGCUAAUAGUUUCUGUCCAUGUUAAUUCUGUUGCAUUGGUAUAUCUUGUCAAGUUGGACAUUAAAAAUGCAUCUAGAAAUAUGAAUAGAAACAUUUGGGACAAGCUCUGCUGCACUUUAUG
This is a messenger RNA of Erigeron canadensis, 968 nucleotides long. RefSeq names its product two-component response regulator ARR17-like. The transcript is spliced from 5 exons. NCBI's taxonomy places the organism in Eukaryota, Viridiplantae, Streptophyta, Magnoliopsida, Asterales, Asteraceae. Bases 172 to 672 code for a protein of 166 amino acids. Gene Ontology annotation, biological process: cytokinin-activated signaling pathway; phosphorelay signal transduction system. The record is from RefSeq and is a predicted model, not a curated record.